AUGCGCCAAAGUAUUAUCCUGUCCUUGCUCUUGCCUUGCCAUUCUCUUGCUACUCUUAUUCCCCAGACCGAGCCCUCGUACAUGCCAGAACCAAAUCAAAGAGGUACAUUUGGAUUAUUCUGGAGCUGUACAAGUACACUUAUUCUUUGUGUAUGGACAGCGAUACAUCCCAAUGUCGUACCUAUAAGGAAGCCAUUGGCCCGAUCAUAUUACAAAUUAGCACUGAUGUUAGUGGCUCUCGUUUGGCCUGAUUUCAUAUUAUGGAUGGCUGCGACACAAUAUUUCAAAGCAUUAGAUGUUCAUCGCGCUUGGCUCGAGGCCUGGGAAGGCAAGGAGGGGGAUAAGGAAAACCGAGAGCUGCUUGGAAUGUCAGGCGCCUUUUUUGUCGUUAUGGGGGGGUAUGCUGUUGACUUAAGCAACAAAAAUUCUUCAUCUGCAUUGCAAGAUGCUGGUGCUGGACUGGUUACUACCAUCAGCGCUGAUGGAUUCAUUCACCUGCUGAAGAACCGAGCCAUCCCGACAGGCAUCCAGGACAGUCGUCUUCCUAAGUCGUAUUUUGAGCAUUACACCAUUCAGGACAAGGGAAACUCGAAUAAUCUCGCCAAAGCUAUCGUAUUUAUGCAAAUUAUGUGGAUGAUUGUGCAACUCAUAGGACGAAUCUCUGCAGGUCUACCUGUCACACUUCUUGAAACCCAUGUUGCCAUCCAGAUCCCCUUUGCUGUUGUUGCAUACGCUUUCUGGGUCGAAGCCGUUGGACGUCGAUGA
Molecule: messenger RNA, 765 nt
Organism: Aspergillus oryzae RIB40
Lineage: Eukaryota; Fungi; Ascomycota; Eurotiomycetes; Eurotiales; Aspergillaceae
Exons: 1
Coding region: 1-765 (254 amino acids)
Source: RefSeq, a predicted model, not a curated record